Messenger RNA from Volvox carteri f. nagariensis, 1539 nucleotides. RefSeq lists its product as uncharacterized. NCBI's taxonomy places the organism in Eukaryota, Viridiplantae, Chlorophyta, Chlorophyceae, Chlamydomonadales, Volvocaceae. The coding region runs from base 1 to 1539 and encodes 512 amino acids. The record is from RefSeq and is a predicted model, not a curated record. The transcript has 9 exons.
AUGGACACCGGGCCUGCACCAAAACCAUUUCUACCAGCGUCAGGGACAACCUGCAUGGAUCGUCUGGGCCUGGUGCCAACGCAAAAGACCUUCCCCCCGAGCCUGGCGCCCAAGCCAGCCAACAUCAAUGCCAAGAGUAUCGCCGCGGUCAGGGGCCUGGAGGAGGAUAUCCGGCUGGCGGCGCUAGCGGAGGCGGAGAGGAAGGUGGCGGAGGCGGUGAAGGCGGAAAACGUGACGGCGUUUGGGGCCCAGCUGCGCACCGCCAUUCUGGCGGGUGAUGACGUCAGCUUUUGGAGAGCCGCCAGGCACGCCGAUGACGUCAAGCAAUCCGUGGAGGUAUCAAAGGCGCGUGCGGCCGCCGCCGCCGCGGCCGCGAGCCCCAUGGUCGCCGCCGCCGCCGUUGCCCGUAGCGGUGACGGUAGUGGCGGCGGGGACGCUGCUGCCGACGGGACGAGCAAGGCGUCCAUGCUGUCGUUCGUGGACGAUCUUUUGAAGGAAGCGACGCUGACGUUGGAAUCCCCGUCGGGGCGAACAGACGGUACGAAAGACGCGAGCACCAGCGGCGGCGGCUCCGCCACCGUUGCCGCCGCCGCGGCGGCGGCGUCAUCAACGCCACGCACCGCCGCUGGCGGCGGGCGCAAGGGGCAUGGCGGCGGCGGCGGCGGCGGCAGCGCAAACAAGCCGGCAUGGGCGUUGACGGAGGAGGAGGUGUCGAAGCUGGAGGACGCGGAGGAGGAGGAGCUUCUGAAGUUUGCAGAUGACCUAGACUUUGAAGCCUUCAUGGCGGCUUUAGAUGAUCCAGAGCUGCAGGAAUGUGUCAAGGCGAGCAGCAGCGAGGGGGGCAAGGCACCGGCUCCAGGGGAGGAGAAGGCCUGGCGCAGGAACCUGGUCAAGGCUAUGAACCAUGUGGCCAUGAAGCGGGUGGCAGCGGCACGGCGAGCCGGGCGAGACGGCGAUGAUGAGGACAGCGGCUCGGUUGCGGUGGGCUCGGACGGCAUCACGACAGCUCUCAGCAAGGCCACCGCUGUCAGCAGGAUGAAGUCCGAGGCGGCCGCGGCGAAGCGCGCAGCUCUAUCGGAAGCCAAGGGCGAGGGGGCGGCCGGGGGCGGCUGGGAUGCCUCCACGCGCGCCUCGGACGACGUAGGUCGGAUGGAGCGGGCAAAGGCCGCCACGGUGGAGGCCUUUGAAUUCCUGAGGGAAAACCCGGAGCUCCGUGCCGUACAUUCUCCCGCCAGUGUACGAGCUAUGAUUACUAAGGCCGAUACGGUUGUGGGAGCAGUGGGAAAGGCGCUCCUUAUCUUUACGACGCGCGUACACUUGAAAGAUUACAUUGGUAUGCGCGCUUGCCACGGCCUUUGUAUCUGUCUGUCUUGUGCCAACAACCAUAACCAUCUGUACAAGUCAUCGCCACCGUGUCGUUAUGCUCUGAACCUACAUCCCACGUCCGCAAAGCAGAAGGCAACUAGAAGGCAACCCACGUCAUACCUGAUGUGGACGCCCCGUCCUUUCGACCCUCGCCCUGGAAAAUUAGGAGCCUAA